UUCGCGGGUGCCGGGGGAGCGCGGCUGAACGGCCCCGUGUGCAGGACGUGCUGCCGUGCCCACACCGGGCUCGGCUGUGCCGGGGGACUGACACUGGCCGUGUUUCCCUUGCUCCCCGCUUCCAGGCGGGCUCGGGCCCUGGUUUUGCCCGGUGAACAUUUGCCCGGUGCCGGCCGUGCUCCCCCCGUGCGAGCUCCCGGGUGCGGGAGCUCGGGCGGUGUCAGUGGCGCUUGGAAGCGAGCAGGACAUUUGCUUCCACCUUUGCCUCCUGUCUGUCCCCCUUCUUCUGCCCUAGCUGACUUUGCAUCCCCUCUGUGGUGCUGCUUGGCACGGGGUUUGCAGAGAUGUGUAACCCGUAGUGGAGAAUGCCUUUCCUUUCCAUGGUGCCUGAGGUGACUUGUGAAAUAGUGGAGCCUUGCUUAGCACAGAUCCCUUCAUUCUUUCUUCUUCACUCAAAGGAAGAGGAGACUCUUGGUCUUGAGUGGCAGCGUCCUCCAGCAGCCUUGGGGAAGAAAAGCAGCACUUUUUGUGCAGCCCCACAUCAGCAAAAUGGCACAAGGCACUUGUCUGUGUUUGACACUUCUCCACUUCUCCCAGCUUACAGAACCAUGUCUUUAAAUACUCUUCUCCCUGGAACCGUUGCAAAAACACCAUGUGUAGCAUCUAAAUAGUUUACAGAUAGCCCUUUUACUGAUGCCACAAAAUAGCUUUAAGAACACUUAAUUUGUUUUGCAACUUUGUAGGUCACAGAAUUCACAUGCCUUGUUUUAUACAGAGGCUCUGUUAUUCCUUGGAGAUCAGUAGUGGCUGAGGAUGAGAUAAUGGAGGGAUUUUGGUGCUUGAUUCCUGAAUGAGCAUUGGAAAUGUGGACUUCUGACUAUAGCUUCCCAAAGUUCCUGCUGCUGGAUCCUUUCUUUUAGCAUCAUGGUGCCCAGGAGCUUUCUUUGAGCUUCACCAUGCACUUCUCAGCCUGUGCCAUUGCUCCUUUUCUGGAACUAUUUUUUUUCAUCUCAUCCCAUUUCUCGUGCAGUGCAGCUCAUUGUGGGACUCCCCUGUGCAGAGCCCUCUUCUCUUUGUUGUUGGCUGCUUGUUGUGUGCAGGUGGAAAUGGAGAGUAGCCCUGGAGUAGCCUGCUCACCUAAAGGUGCUCUGAAAGCCAUGGAAGGAGGUGGACAAGAGUCUGACGGACUCAAGCAGUGCUGGGGGAAGUCCCUGCCAAAGGAUUGCUUUUCCUCUUGGUUCACAGACCAGUCCAGAAGAAGGAUGAGGAGAAGAGGAGACUCUGAAAACACACAAGUUGCAGCUGCUUGCUCUCUCCUGAAGCAACUUUGUGGCAGUUUUAUGGCAGCCUGUGUGGGUCCCACUUCAGCUGGGUCUGUGUGUGCUGCAGGACUGAGCUGCUUCAUUCUCUGCUCCUCACAUGUCCCUGCAGUAGUAGCUGUGGCACAGAGACAGCUGUGGAAAACUGCACUGCUCCUUCUUGCUAGGGAAACCCUGUGCUUGGAAGUUUUUCUGUGUGCACUGGGAGCUUUCUUGUCUUGUCUUCGUGAUGCCUGAGCAGCACAGUGGGAGCACGGCAGGGGAAACAGCUGUGCUUAGCAGUGACUUCUGACCUUUCAAAUACACUCAGUCAUCACACAGAAACAAUGAGCCACUGCUGUUUUACACUGAGUCUUGCCUUUUAUGCACCUGCCAGAUACCUGCACAAACCCUUUUAAUUUAUAUCUGCAACAGCUGGACUCACACAUGUCAAAUGAAAGCAAACUGCCUUUGAAGAAACCAGGAUCCAAGCAAUUUUCAAGGAAUGGGACAAUGGAACUGUCAGUAUCCUCAUUGCUGCAGGGUGGAGGUACUCUGUGGAGUGACUCUGUGGGAAAUAGAUUUCUUGAGUAUCACUUUUCACUGCAGUGAUUUUAGCUCAGAUUUUGGGUACUGUCUUCGUGCUCAGAACCAAGUCCUGAAAAAAGGAGUUGUAGAUGAGCAAGCAAACUCUGCCUCACUGAAGGAACAACUGAAGAUGAAGGAUCAGUCCCUGAGAAAACUGCAACAAGAAAUGGACAGCUUGACCUUUCGAAAUCAGCAACUUGCCAAGCGGGUGGAGCUACUUCAGGAUGAACUUGCAUUAAGUGAAGCUCGAGGCAAAAAGAACAAGAAAAGUGUAGAAUCCUCAUCUCAGCUGAGUCAAGAACAGAAAAGUGUCUUCAAUGAAGAUCUUCAGAAGAAAAUAGAAGAAAAUGAACGACUGCAUAUACUUUUCUUUGAAGCAGAUGAGCAGCACAAACGUUUAGAAGCAGAGCUGAGGAGCAGACUGGAGGUUUUGGAAACAGAUGCUGCCCAGCACCAAGCUGUGGUGGACAGCUUAACAAAGAAAUACACAGAGACCAUAGAAAAGCUGCAGAAUGAUAAAGCCAAACUAGAAAUCAAGUCUCAGACACUAGAAAGAGAAGCUAAGGACUGUAGGCUUCGAACUGAAGAAUGCCAGCAACAGCUAAAGAAUCUUCAAGCAGCUUUGGGCAGUAGACUGGAAGAAUCUCUAUGCAUAAUUAAUGAAAAAGUACCUUUUAAUGACACAAAUCAGCUGAAGUGCAGAGGAUCCCCUGGAGUUAGGAGUGCUCAGCCUUUGCAUGGCUUUGGUACAAGCAUGGGAUCUGCUCGAUACAAUGCUCUGAAUGUACCAUUGCACAACAGAAGGAAUCAGCUGAAGCUGCGAGACCUUGCUGGCCAGGCCCUGGCUUUUGUCCAAGAACUUGUAACAGCUCUCCUGAACUUCCACACAUACACUGAGCAGAAGGUACAGAUCUUCCCCAUUGAUUCUGCAACAGACACAAUAUCACCCUUGAAUCAGAAGUUCUCACAGUAUCUCCAUGAAAACGCUUCCUAUGUUCGCCCUCUGGAGGAAGGAAUGCUGCACUUGUUUGAGAGCAUCACGGAGGAUACUGUGACAGUCCUGGAAACAACUGUGAAAUUGAAGGCCUUCUCAGAACAAUUAGCUUCCUACUUAGGCUUUUUAAGAAAGAUUCUUCCUUAUCAGUUAAAAAGUUUGGAAGAAGAGUGUGAGUCUUCUCUUUGCACAGCUGCUUUAAGAGCUAGAAAUAUGGAGCUGCACAGAGACAUGAAAAGGUUGACUGCAGUCUUUGAGAAGCUCCACACAUAUGUCAGUCUUCUGGCCUUACCAAGUACAAGACCAGAAGGAGUCCUUAGGACAAAUUACAACUUUGUGUUUACAAACAUUGCUGCAAGUCUUCAUGGAUUCCAUGACAUUUUAAAAGAUAUUUCCAAGCACUAUAGUCAGAAAGCUGCUUUAGAACAGGAAGUUCCGACUGCCACACAGAAACUCAUAACUACAAAUGACUGUAUUUUAUCCUCUGUUGCUGCUUUAACAAAUGGAGCAGGCAAGAUGGCCUCGUUCUUCAGCAGCAACCUGGAGCACUUCAGCAGCUCGCUGAGCUACGGCCCCAAGGGAGGGGCAGAGUUCAUCAGCCCUCUCUCAGCUGAGUGCAUGCUGCAGUACAAGAAGAAGGCAGCUGCUUAUGUGAAGUCCUUGAAGAAGCCUUGUGCAGAUUCAGUGCCUUAUGAAGAGGCUUUAGCCAAUCGCAGAGUUCUCCUGAGUUCUACAGAAAGCAGGGAAGGUCUUGCACAACAGGUCCAGCAGAGUUUGGAGAAAAUUGCAAAACUUGAACAAGAAAAAGAACACUGGAUGUUGGAGGCUCAGCUAGCUAAAAUUAAGCUAGAGAAAGAAAACCAAAAACUGAAGAACUCUCUUAGUGGACAUUUAACUGAAACUAUCCAGGAGCAUUCAGUUCUGCCAAAUAUAGCAGAACAAAAGAAGGAAACCACAGAAAAGAGUCUGAGGGAACCUAUUAAGAGCACCAGUCUGGCUCCAGAUGGUGAGUCUCGUGAAGACCUGAUAAAAACUCACUACAUGGCCAGGAUAGCAGAGCUGACCUCUCACCUGCAGCUUGCUGACAGCAAAUCAGUGCACUUCCAUGCUGAGUGUCGAGCACUUGCCAAAAGACUUUCUCUGGCAGAGAAGUCCAAGGAAUCACUCACAGAAGAGUUGAAGCUCGCCAGUCAAAACAUCACCAGAUUACAGGAUGAAUUGAUGACAACAAAGAGGAGCUAUGAGGACCAGUUGAGCAUGAUGAGUGACCACCUGUGCAGCAUGAAUGAAACCUUGACCAAGCAAAGGGAAGAGAUUGAUACCCUAAAGAUGACCAGUAAGGGAAAUUCUAAAAAGAACAAGAAUCGAUAGUUUACAGCUGAGUCUUUGGAAGCUGCUGCUGCACAGGAUGCAGAUAGUGACCAUUCAUUAUCCAGUUCCUGUUUGUUCCAGGAAGCUGAGGCUGGUUUUGGGUCAAGUAAAAACUGAAUUGGUGCUGUAAAUGGCUUGAAAAUAUUUAGAACUUGUGACAGAUAAAACAGAACUUAAUGUUGGCUCUAAACCAGGAAAUACACACUCUGUGGAUAAUUUAUAUAGUAAUUACCUUCAGUUUUUACUGUGCACUUUUUAAAACCAGGUUUUGAUUUCACGUAACAACUUCAGAUUUUGUAUAUUUUCAAAUAUGUUUCUGCAUUAACAAAUUUGGAUUGGUGCAGUAGGUGUCUGUUUUUGAGUUCUCCAUUUAAUGGUCAGCACAUGUACAUUCCAUUACUUGUUAAUAACAGUUUAAAAAUGAGUUUGGAGACGUUUUUUGGCCAUGCAAGCUGUGCAGUUACUGUAAAUGUAUUACUCCUGUUCUCAGCCCUCUAGAAUUAAUUGGAAUUGUGGCUUGAAAUGAUUUUUACAAAUUCACCAAGUAAAUGGGAUCAUUGUUAGACUGCAACGGUGGAAACCUUUCCUGCUUGUGUUUGGCACUUUGGAUUUGGAGGUGAAGAGCACAAAUGGCUGAAUUGGGCUACUUCAGUGAAAUUGCUUUAAGGCAUUUCUGUAACAUUUUGUUUACAAAUGUAUGUAUAUAUAUAUAUUGGUUGAAAUAGCUGUUUAAGGCUAGAGGAAACUGUGAUUGUCAUUUGCCCCAAAAGAGUGAAACAAUGUGUGUAGAAUAGACCAGCUUACUGUGCUCUCUUACAGUAAAGAAGAAUAUGAAAUAUGUAGAAGAUUUAAGCACUGAACUUGCAAAAGAUCUUCAUGGAAUUGAGUUGUGAUGGAUUCACUGGGGGGAUGCACAUGGCUUUUCCUGUGUUUUCAGAAGUUUGUGAACUUUAGGCCUCUCCUAAGUUUUUUUUUAAAUUUUUUUCCAAGUGAAGUUUAAUAUCACAAGUUUUCACAGCAUUGAUUUGUUGUUGGAGGUGGGGUUUGUUUGUUUUGGGCUGGGUUUUUGUUUGGUUGGUUUUUUGGUUGUGUUUUUUUUGGGGUUGGU
Agelaius phoeniceus (red-winged blackbird) is the source of this 5359-nucleotide messenger RNA. The record is from RefSeq and is a predicted model, not a curated record. Lineage: Eukaryota; Metazoa; Chordata; Aves; Passeriformes; Icteridae.